CCAUCCAUCCAUCCAAACAUGGCUGCGCUCGUAGUACCUCGUCCAUGUGCACGGCUGUGAAAACGUUGCCGGCCGACGGUUGUUGUACCAGUUGUUUGCUUGCUGUCAUGAAAUGCGACUUCACCGAGAUAUCCUUGUUACAAAGAGAACUUUCUGAUACUUGAUCGUCAUGGAGUGUUUGUUGUCAAGGACACAUAUUAUAGCGGCGACAUUCUGGGGCAACACCAUUCUCGUAGGGGAAGGUGACCGAGUGUAUGCCUAUUCCCUGGAGACCUUGAACCAGGUGGGAUUCCAGACAGCAUUCACCACCAGCAAUGUGCAUGGCAUACGCAUUGUGGGCAAGUCUCUUGCGACAUGUGCUGUAUUUGGCUCUCGUUUCCUGACAGUCAUGACUGCUGAGGUGUCUUCCUCGUCAUCUGUGGUGUUCAAGGUUGUCCUGCAGCCCGUGAUGUUCGAUGAUUGGAUCUGGGAUGUGGCAUGGCUGCAACCAGAGGCGGGGCCCUUGGUCCCAGGAACCAGUUUCACGACACUGGCGCUCUGCUUUGGCCACAACCGUGUAGCCCACUGGGAUUGGCAGGCGAAGCGGGCGCUCACCGUCACUUCCUGUAGCGACUACUGCUUGCUAUACACUGCGCAAUUGGUUGGUGCUUCCUGGAAGCAACUGAUUGCUGUGGUGGGCACGGUGUACCGGGAAGUGCUUCUCUGGGUGCCAUCUCAACCUUCGCCUGCACCUGUUCUUCACAGACUAACUGGUCACCAAGGUGUGAUCUUCUCGGUGAGCUUCCAUGUACCGCAACGGCUACUUUGCUCCACGUCUGACGACCGGUCACUGCGUGUCUACCGGUUCCACGAGGCUGGUGGGUCGAGCAGCACCUUACCAGAACGGGUGGGCACCAGCAGUGUCAACACAAACUUGGGCACCGGUUCCCUGCUGCCCUUUGGGCCUGCCCAGCUGGCCAGUGGGUGGUUCAGCUCGGUGCAUUCACUGUACGGCCACGAGUCACGUGUGUGGCGUGCUGCCAUCUUGCGGAGCUGCUAUCUCAGCGUUGGCGAGGAUGGCCACAUCUGCUUCUGGGGCUGCCCAGGAAACCUCAUCAGUCGAAUGACGGCACCAGGGGGUGGCAGCAUUUGGUGUCUUGCUGUCAAUGAAGAUGAGACGCUUGCGGUAACGGGGAGCAGUGGAUCGGCACUGAGCCUGUGGCACAUCCCAGAGGUAGUGACUCUGUCAAGCAAGACCACUUGGAUUGAGGCAUUCAAGGAUGGUGGAGAUUUCCCACGUAAUCUUGCCAUCCUCAACACAUGUGGAACCAUGUCCCUCGUUGUGUCUACCAAUGAAGGGCGGCUACUUCGAUGGUCCCUUGGUGGACCUGCAGGUGGCAAGCGGGAAGAACUGUUCCGGCGGGACUAUCUUGCCUCGUACAGUGUGCUAGCUGUCUCUCCAAGCCGUAGUUACCUUGCCCUUGGAGGAAUACGUGGACAUGUGGCUGUCAUUCGAUGUGGACCUGGUCCGGCUGUGACGCUGUGCUCUGAGUGGCAGUUGCAUGAGGGCCGAGUACACAGCAUUCGUUGGGUCUCUGACGAUCCACCUGCCUACCUCAGUAGUGGGCCAAAUGGAGUCAUGGUUUUAUCACGAGUUCCUGAAGAGGUCUCCGGGGAGGACCCUGAAAGUGUAGACCUGUAUGCCACAUGUGCGCUUCCACGUGGGAGGCAGCGCUGGGCAACGGCAGCCCUCUUUUGCUCCAACUUGGAGACCCUGUUCGUUGGAGACCGCUGUGGAUCCAUCCAUGGCUUCUACGUCGAUGAGGACGAGGACCUCAUAGAGCCAUUUCGGACGUAUGCGGGCAUCCAUGGCAACAAUGGUGUCACAGAUAUACAGCAGCAGAGUGAGACACUGGUGACUGCUGGACGAGAUGGGCGAGUGCUGCUCUACUCUCUUAAAGAUCGGGAACUACGUUACUUGCGUGUCUUCUGGAGCUCGACGACGCUUGAAUGGAUCGGCCACAUGAUACUCCAGAGCAAUGGCCUCCUGCUGUGUGGAUAUCACAUGAGUGACUUCGUGCUGUGGAGUACAUGGCAGCAGCGGGCGGUGUUUCAGCUAAACUGUGGUGGCGGUCACCGGUCAUGGGACUUUGCAAUGAGUUCCCAUGAAGGCCUCUUUGCUUGCCUGAAGACUGGCCGCAUCAUGGUGCAACGCUGUGGACUCAAGGAGAUGUUACAUCGGUCGUGUAUACGGGCACCUCUGCACAGGAAAAAGAUAUCAGCCAUCUGCCUUCUUUUUACAGAAGAGAAUGCUUCUGGGGUUUCCCAGAGCUAUAUUGCGACAGCUGGCGAAGACAGUGUGAUCACGAUAUCACAACUCUAUCAGGAGCACACACAUUUAGUGCAGCGUGUGGCGUGCCGCUUGUAUGGCCACAUCUCAUCAGUCAAGGCACUGGCUUGCUGUCGACCUUCAAACUUACCCGGCCGUGAGGAGAGGCUGCUCGCCUCUGUGGGAGGUCGUGCUCAGCUGUGCCUCUGGCGUAUCAAUGCCUCCCGACAGUGUAGCAUGAUGAGCGAAGAGCUGCAUGACCACCGUUUGUGGUCCCUGGACCGACAGCAGCGAAAUGCCCAUCGCUUUCCAUCUGUAGACCCCCUUGCACGAUACUUGGAUGUCUGUGUCUGGGAGCAUGGGACCGCCGAUUUCCGCAUUGCCACAGCUGCUUCUGAUGCCCUAAUACGACUAUUUCGGUACCAGUGGGCAGGGCCUCUUGACAUCCUGAUCGUUAUUCCAGCAGGCCAGCACUGCUUAUUUCGGGUUCUGCGCACUCCAUUUCCACAGCCAUCAAAUCAGCAGCUCACGCCACUCCAGCAUCAACAGCUACAACAGUCGUCCGUGCUAUUGUCUUCUGGCAACGAUGGUCUCCUUCGUUUCUGGAAGUUGGAGAGCUCGAAAUGUGACCUGAUUGCUGUCUUCCGCCGGCACCAGUCUGGCAUAAAUGCUCUUGAUGUGUAUGCAUUGCCAGACAGAAUGCUGCUCGUGGUGACAGGUGGUGACGACAAUGCAUUGGUUCUGACUAACUACCUCAUUACCGAGGACAACUCAGUGGUUGUCUUGGAAGAACAGAUCUUGAACAGUGCACACUCCACACAGAUCAGUGGCACAAAGUUGUUGGCAUCACGAGGGAACUGGCUUGUGUCAACUGGUGUUGAUCAGCGGCUUCGUCUCUGGCAACGGGUUGCUGGUUCCUUGCAGGAGCACUGCAGUCGCUUCUCCUGUAUUCCUGAUAUUGCUGCCUUCACGUGCUGGAGGAAAAGCAAUGAAGAUGUGGUCAUGGUGGUGGGAGGUGAGGGUUUGGACGUGACCCUGUAUGCCGCUAAAGCCGAGGAGACCAUGAUCAGCCAGACGGGUUAUUACCUGGCCUAGCACUGAACCUGUUUACCUUUUUAAGUGUACAGAUACAAAAUAAAUCAUGUGCCAUGCA
This is a messenger RNA of Dermacentor albipictus, 3461 nucleotides long. Its product is annotated as tRNA (34-2'-O)-methyltransferase regulator WDR6. Gene Ontology annotation, molecular function: protein binding. Gene Ontology annotation, cellular component: cytoplasm. Lineage: Eukaryota; Metazoa; Arthropoda; Arachnida; Ixodida; Ixodidae. Gene Ontology annotation, biological process: tRNA methylation. The record is from RefSeq and is a predicted model, not a curated record.